This is a messenger RNA of Jatropha curcas, 807 nucleotides long. NCBI's taxonomy places the organism in Eukaryota, Viridiplantae, Streptophyta, Magnoliopsida, Malpighiales, Euphorbiaceae. The record is from RefSeq and is a predicted model, not a curated record.
AUGAGUGCUGUAUUCUAUGACAAAAGGCCUCUGAGGAAAGGCAUAUGGAGUAUCGAGGAAGAUGAGAAAUUGGUAGCUUAUAUUAAAAGAUUUGGUAUUUGGAACUGGAACGAAAUGCCCAAAGCUGCUGGGUUAGCAAGAUCAGGGAAGAGUUGCAGACUUCGCUGGAUGAAUUACCUAAGGCCAAAUAUAAAGCAUGGGAACUUCAGCAAGGAAGAAGAAGACACCAUUUUCAAGCUCCACAAAACCCUUGGGAAUAGAUGGUCUGCAAUUGCAGCCGAAUUACCUGGAAGAACAGACAAUGGCAUAAAGAAUUACUGGAACAGCUAUUUAAGGAAACGCUUGAUCAACAACACAGCAACUGAUCAAUUUCAAACCCAUGGACCAAAACCCAAGAAGAGGAUCAAGUACUUUUCUGAUCACAAUUACUCAUCAGCAGCUUGUACAAUUAAUCGAAAACCACUGGUUGCAGAUUUAGAAAGCUCUAAUAAGGAGAACACAAAUUCAUCAUCAAGCUCUAUUCAGCUUGUCAGUGAAGUUGAUACAACGAAGGCUUUAGUAUCUGAUAAUGACUAUUCUCUUCCGGCUACAGAAGAGAAUAGGAUUGAAUUAUGUGGAGAACUCCAAACUUUAUGUACAGAGGAAGGUUAUCAGAUUUGGCAUGAAGAGGCUACUUAUAAUUAUCAUCUGAAUGAUUUACUUGAAAAUCCUCAUUUCUGGUUUGAGGAUUUUCAAAUUUCUGAAGAAAUUCAAUAUUUGUUGGAUCAACCAUAUUGUUCAAUGGAAGGUUUUGGCGUUUGGUGGUAA